Molecule: messenger RNA, 955 nt
Organism: Pomacea canaliculata
Lineage: Eukaryota; Metazoa; Mollusca; Gastropoda; Architaenioglossa; Ampullariidae
Product: armadillo repeat-containing protein 7-like
Exons: 7
Coding region: 49-672 (207 amino acids)
Source: RefSeq, a predicted model, not a curated record
UGUCUGGGUAGCUUAAGAUUGAACUAUUAUUAUCUUGUCGCGUGCUUCAUGAUGUUCAGCACCAAGGAUUAUUUGGAAAAGAAAACAGGCCCCGAUGGAGUUGGUCGGUUUAGCUUUUUGCAGUCUCUUGUUUCUGAAUAUCAAGAUACACAGGACGAGGACAGCAAACAGCAGGUUCUUGCGAAUUUGGCUAACUUUGCCUAUGAUCCAAUCAACUAUGAUUUCAUGAGACAGCUUAAUGUCAUCGAUUUAUUUUUGGAUGCACUUGAAGAACAAGAUGAAAAGCUGGUCGAGUUUGGCCUAGGAGGAUUAUGCAAUUGCUGCUUAGAUGAACAAAACAAGGAUCACAUCCUGAAGAAUGAUGGUGUUGCUAUGAUAAUAAAGUGUCUGUCAAGCUCCAAUGAAGAUACAGUCCUCUCAGCGAUAACAACCCUUAUCUAUCUGGUGACGCCAGAGUCUCAGUCAGAGAUUACAGCUCUACCGGUAGUGGAAUGUAUGCUGAGGUUUGCUGCAUGUCCUAAUUCACGUCUGAGAAACCUUGCACAAAUAUUUCUUGGGGACUAUUGUACAGAAGCUCAAGUGCAGGAGGCACAGGACAUUCAAAGACAAAUGAUGGCCCACUGGAAUUCAGACCAGAUUAGAAACCCUGAUACAUCAGCAGAACAUGGUUGAUUCAAAACAAGUUGUCCACGUUUCAAAUCAGUAGACUGUACUGAUGCAGUCCAUAAGCACUUUUGGUGUGAUGUACUGAUGGCCAUCAACAUCUGGACAAAGCUUGACCCAUUUAGGGCUUGGUGAGCUAGUAUGCAAGAAAGAGUACUUUUACUGCCAGAAUAAGCAGCAACAGGAAAACAACAGCAAAUAUAUAUAUCCUGCUGCGCACAAGUGAGCAAAAAAAUAUUUUGGAAGCUGAGGAACAGUUGAGUCUUUCUAAAUAAACAAGCUGAUUGACUUA